AUGGGGGUGGAAACUGCAGACGGAACGCCAGGAGGGCGCUCGGAGCUGUCCCAGAUGCAGCAGCAGGUGUCGGACACCUCGGUGGUUCUGUCGAUGGACAACAACCGGAGCCUGGACCUCAACAGCAUCAUCGCCGAGGUGAAGGCGCAGUACGAGGACAUCGCCAACCGCAGCCGCGCCGAGGCCGAGGCCUGGUACCAGAACAAGUACGAGGAGCUGCAGGUCUCGGCCGGGCGCCACGGGGACGACCUGAGGAACACCAAGAUGGAGAUCUCGGAGAUCAACAGGAUGGUGCAGCGGCUGCGCAACGAGAUCGACAGCGUCAAGAAGCAGGUGGGGGUCAAGAAGCAGGUGGGGGUCAAGAAGCAG
Empidonax traillii (willow flycatcher) is the source of this 369-nucleotide messenger RNA. Its product is annotated as keratin, type II cytoskeletal 75-like. Lineage: Eukaryota; Metazoa; Chordata; Aves; Passeriformes; Tyrannidae. The record is from RefSeq and is a predicted model, not a curated record. Gene Ontology annotation, cellular component: keratin filament. Gene Ontology annotation, biological process: keratinization; intermediate filament organization. The annotation marks the transcript as partial. The transcript is spliced from 3 exons. Gene Ontology annotation, molecular function: structural constituent of skin epidermis.